CCCGCCGGUUCCUGUUUAUGCUAGCGCCAGUAAAAAAUGAAGCUAAUAAUAACUGUGACAAAAGCUUCAACGUGACAACAUCAACUAGUUUCGCUCUAGAUAGUCAGUCAGAAAAUGCUUCAGACAUUUUGUGCACUCAAAGUUAGUGCAGUUUGCAGAUAGUUGAUUAGGGCUACUCUUGGAAAGAAUUGGUUAGCUACCAUCGUUUUUCUUCCUUCGAUUUGGACAGCAGUUGACUGGCCAGCUAUGCCAAAGCAAGGGCUUGCUAGACACAAGGUGAUAUCCUCUGGAAGACUGACUGGUUGGAGGGGCCAGGGCUCAAAGAAGAGGGGAGCAGGGCGUCCACUAGUCACUUCUACUGAGCCGGCUUAUUCCCUCUACUCCACAGACUCAGAGGACCAGGUGACAACCAUUCACCAGGGUCUGGAUCAGUGUGCUGCGCUGCUCAAUGUCAUUCUCCAGGCAGAGACGGCAGAGGCCAAGCCAAUCUCCGUCAGGGGAGCAGGGAAGACUCGAGACGCCAAAUCCCGACCGCUGUGCACUCUGGGAAAGGAGAGGGUAGACACAGAGAGGAGGAAGCAGACAAAGAGACCUGUCACUCAGACUGCUAAAAAAACAGCUCCCGUGCAGAAGACGAUCCUGUCAUCCCUGUCGUAUCCUGGGAUGAGGAACAAUAUUCAGAGUUUGGCCGGAACGUCAGAGCCGGCGUCAGAUGCUCGGUUUAACUGUCGCCUGACCACCUCCACCCCCACCCUGAGUCCCCAAAGACUCCCCCCUAACAACACACUCCCCCCAGGCCCCUCAGUCCCUCUAGCCCAGCCUGGAGGCUCCAUCAUUGGGGUGGCAUCAGUCCACCUGGGGGGCUCUACCUCCACAGCUCCGUUAGCUUCUCCUGGAGCUGUAGCUACGUCUCUACCCACAGCCCCUCUCACAGGCCCAGUGCUCUCUCUCCCCGCAGCCCAGCCAGGAGGCUUCGUCUCUGGGGUUGGAGGUUCGGCUGCCCAGGGAAGCUCCAGGUCCUGUACCCUGCACCUCGGUGGUCCCUCUGUGGAGAGGCUAGCCCUGUCUGCCCCCUGCCCUCUGACAGCUCUGUGUGGAGAAAGUGGACAUCCAAUCUCUUCUUCCUGCUCUCCCUCUCGUCAGGGACCACCAGUACUCUUCUCUGAAAUUCAUUCCCACCCCCAACCUCACCCCCUUGCCAACACUCAACCACAGUCUGCCCCAGAUGCUCCAUCCCUGGGCAGGGGGGGCCAGCUGGUUUCUACCCAGGAUGGAGGGACCUUAGCAAGGGAGGCUUGCGGCCACAUGGAGGGUAACGCUGGAGAGGAGGAAGAGGAGUGUCCAGUGAGAGACACCAGCGCCCAGACCUGCUUUAACAUACAAACACACACCCAGCUGGCAUACACACACAUAGAUCCAGUGCCUGUACAGGCAUACUUACAACACACACAUCCAGGUGUGGCUCCCAACCACACACACUCGUACACACGCAUGCCGCUGGCGCUGGGCUCUAAGGGCUGUAGUCCAGAGGGAACUGCUCGUCAGGUGAUGACUGUUCAGUACCUCCUUGGAGAGUUGAAGGCUCUGCUCGCUGGCCAAGACAGUGUAGCAGAGCGUCUGGUGUGUGAGCUGGAGCAGACAGUGUCUAUACUUCCUGUCAUGGUGGGCAGCUCUAACAUCCAGGCUGAGAUUGCUCUGGUCCUGCAACCUCUACGCAGUGAGAACGCACUGCUACGCAGGCGUCUGAGGAUAGUGAACCAGCAGUUGCAGGAGAGAGAGCGAGCAGAGAGGGAGGCCAGAGAUGUCCACUGUGACACUGACGUGUCGGCUCUGCAGUCGGAGCUCCACGAUGCUCACACAAGCCUGCAAGAGCUGCAGCGCUGCAACACUGAGCUACGGCAAGCCCUGGUGGACACACAGAGCCAGCUGCAGCAGAGUGAGGCGGAGUGCAGUCGUAUCAGUAAAGACGUGCAGUCUGCUCUGGGUGAGGUGCAGGGCUGUAACCGCAGGCUGCAGGAGUAUCAGAAGGAGAAUGCUGCACUGGUCCUCAACACCCAGAAGAGGGAGACAGAGAUCCACACACUACAGGAGCACCUCAGAGCUCUACAGGUCCCUGUCACUGAGUCUCCUGCUGUGACUGACAUCCCUACGUCCCGCCUCCCUCUCACUAAACGAGCUCUGGACCAAUACCAGGACCAGCAGGGUCCGUCAGACCACCCAGUCAGCCAAUACCUGUGGUCGUUGGAGCAGAAGGGGUGUGGUUCUGUCUCCCUGCCCUGUAAAGGCCCUGAGUGCAACUACACACACCAGCAGGACUUCAGUGUGUGUACACCAGCUGGUCAGAGUGUGUGUGCGUCUGCGGAUCAGGAAGUGGGUCUGUGUGUGGCUCUGGAAAGAAAAGUCACCCCACCUUUGGCCUUCGCCCCACUGAGAGAGACUGUGAGGUCACCACUUCCUGUUGAGGGGUUACCGCUUCCUGUGAUUUCACAGAGAGGAGGAGGACCACAGGGUCUUCAGAGCCUUAGUGUUGCCCUCGAGAGUUUCCCUCAAUUAAAAAGCCUAUUAUCUAAUCUCCACCAAUCAAACGGACUCUGCUCUAAUGGCGCUGGACACUCUGACCUGUCCCAGAGUCACCGGCGCCGUCUGGACAUGGAUAUGGCAUCACCGGGCAAGGGGCGGAACUCUUCGCUUGACUCCACUGGCCUCUCCUUAUGUGAGGUCAGAUCCUUUGCUUCUGAUUGGAGUGCAGGGUCAAGCUCGACCUUUGACACGCGUGACGAACAGGAGUUCCAGAACGGGCUGGCCGCUCUGGAUGCCAGCAUUGCCAGCUUGCAGAGAACUAUAAAGCAGGACCUGAAUCGAUGAGACAGACACACACAGCGAGGUAGUCUGAAUCUAUUCCAAUGUAAUAAAAUAACCAAUGUCUUUUUUUAGGUUUCUUUUUAAUUGUACUUUAUUUGAAUAAAAUGGCAAAUGAAAUAGUUGUUAUUUUUUUGUUACUAUUUAUUCUUUACUUGAAAGACGGGUUACCUGAGAACUUCAGGAAAACGAAGCACACGCUUCAAUGGGGGAGAAGGCCAUGUGUUGUGAUUCUGGAUGGACAGACAGCAACAAUGACAAGAAACUGCCAUGUGUUGUGAUUCUGAAUAGCCAGACAGCAACAAUGACAAGAAACUGCCAUGUGUUGUGAUUCUGAAUAGCCAGACAGCAACAAUGACAAGAAACUGCCAUGUGUUGUGAUUCUGAAUAGCCAGACAGCAACAAUGACACGAUGCCAUGUGGGGAAUCGUAAGCGGCUCAUUUCAGCUAGUUGUAUUUGUUUUUAUAUCAUGUUUUGACUGAGCUAGCUAACCAACAACUGUAAUGGUGGAUUUGAGAGACAAGUGCUCAUUGUACAACUUCAUUUAUGUUUUCAAUAAACAUUGGAGAAGAAAUAUAGUUGACAUGUUAUCAACAAUCUAUGCCAACCCUAUCUCUUUUGCCCCA
Messenger RNA from Oncorhynchus nerka (sockeye salmon), 3486 nucleotides. RefSeq names its product coiled-coil domain containing 14 (gene ccdc14). The record is from RefSeq and is a predicted model, not a curated record. NCBI's taxonomy places the organism in Eukaryota, Metazoa, Chordata, Actinopteri, Salmoniformes, Salmonidae. Gene Ontology annotation, cellular component: centriolar satellite. Gene Ontology annotation, biological process: protein localization to centrosome.